Molecule: messenger RNA, 1620 nt
Organism: Papaver somniferum (opium poppy)
Lineage: Eukaryota; Viridiplantae; Streptophyta; Magnoliopsida; Ranunculales; Papaveraceae
Product: cytokinin riboside 5'-monophosphate phosphoribohydrolase LOG1-like
Exons: 5
Coding region: 259-969 (236 amino acids)
Biological process (GO): cytokinin biosynthetic process
Cellular component (GO): nucleus; cytosol
Molecular function (GO): hydrolase activity, hydrolyzing N-glycosyl compounds
Source: RefSeq, a predicted model, not a curated record
UUUUUCUUUUUCCCUUUCUCUAAUAUAUCCGAUCCACGUAUAUAAAGACAUCUCUGCUCUGUGCUCUGUCAAGUCUAUUCUCCUGCCUCUCAUUCAUAUUCCUGGUUUGAGUUUCCAAUUUGUACACGAUUCAACGCUCCCUUCACCUUACUCAUUUUUUUUCUCAAACUCUCUCUGAUCUGUCUCUACUCCCCAGCUGUUUUAUAAAACCAAAUUAACACAAAGAGUGAACAAGUUUGAAGCUAGACUGGAUUACACAUGAGCUCUGAUCCUGUAAUUGUUAUGGAAAACCAAAUAAUACAACAUCAACCGUUGAUGAGGAUCACAAUGAGAUCAAGAUUUAAACGUGUAUGUGUAUUCUGCGGGAGUAGUCCUGGCAACAAACCUACUUACCAACUUGCUGCAAUUCAGCUUGGCAAUGAAUUGGUGGAGAGAAAUAUUGAUCUUGUUUAUGGAGGAGGAAGUAUUGGUCUCAUGGGUCUUGUCUCUCAAUCUGUUUAUGACGGAGGUCGUCAUGUUUUGGGAGUAAUUCCAAAAACGCUAAUGCCUAUAGAGAUAACUGGUGAAACAGUAGGAGAAGUGAGAACGGUUUCCGGUAUGCACCAACGGAAAGCAGAAAUGGCACGUCAUGCCGACGCUUUCAUCGCGUUGCCAGGUGGUUACGGGACGUUAGAAGAACUACUAGAGGUUAUCACUUGGGCUCAGUUAGGAAUUCACGAUAAACCUGUAGGGUUGCUGAACGUGGAUGGAUACUACAAUUCCUUGCUAAGUUUUAUAGAUAAAGCCGUGGAUGAAGGCUUCAUAUCCCCUGCUGCAAGGCAUAUCAUAGUUUCAGCUCCUACUGCACACGAACUUAUGUCCAAGCUCGAGGAGUACGAGCCGAAGCAUUGCGGCGUAGCUUCAAAAGUAAGCUGGGAAAUGGAGCAGCAAUAUUCAUCCAAUAACAAUAAAUCAGAUAUUGCUCGGUAGAUGAUUAAAACGAUUCGUUUACAGAUAAAAAGAAAGGCUGUAAAUUGAUGAAAUGCUUACUAUUUAUCUUCUUCUGAUCAUAGAUAUAAAUCCCAUACAUCUGAUUAAUAUCAACAUUCAUACAAAAUUACACACUCUGCACAGUGUUCCUUUUAGUUCACUGUGGGGGUACAUUUGGUGAAUUUUUCUUUUUCGUUGUUGUGAAGAUUAGAGAACUAACCUUCAGAACAUUAAGCUAGCAAGAUCAGUUGUUUCCAAUUUUCUUUCAUAAUUAUUUAUUAAUGAACGGAUUUUGUUGUAAAGUAAAUGUUCAAUAAAUAAGAUUUUGUUGGACUUCCAUGCAUUAGUGUGGAAGCUAGCUCUUGCUGAUUUCUCCAUCGACGACAACCAACACCAUUUCAGACGGAACCAAUUCGAGAUACAGACCUAGAUUCCAUCAAGCCAUCAACUCAAGUUCCGGUUGACGCUGUUGUUGGAAGAAAUGACUUGAAUUCACACCGAGAAGAGUUGGACGCGACUGCUUGAUCGAAAACUUGAAUUUCCCAUUUUUUGUUCUGCUCAAGACCCUUUAUUUUACAUUUCAUUUGGUAAGAAGAGAAGAUGCUUUCCUUUUGGUCUUGUUAAGAACUGAGAUGUGGCCACGUUCUAUCA